Molecule: messenger RNA, 654 nt
Organism: Aspergillus pseudoviridinutans
Lineage: Eukaryota; Fungi; Ascomycota; Eurotiomycetes; Eurotiales; Aspergillaceae
Exons: 2
Coding region: 1-654 (217 amino acids)
Source: RefSeq, a predicted model, not a curated record
AUGUCCAAUGCCCUCCCCGAAGUCCAACCACCGCCUUAUCCUAUAGCCAUCCGACCAGAAAGCAUCACCCGACAUGAAGUGAUAGUGACUGUGACCAACCGCCCGGAACCAUGGCACUCGCUCGACUACUCCAUCGACCACGCCGGAACCGAACUCUUCACCGUCCGCGGCCAGCCCUGGAAGAUCAGCCAGCCACGCAUGUUCCACGACCGCUCGGGACUCCCACUAUUCGAGCUCCGGUGCCACUGGUACGACUCCUCAUCGCUGUGUCUCCGGCUCCCCGGCGGGGAGCAGUGUAUCCUCGAAGCCAAGCUGCGGGUUGCGAUGAACGCGCCCAGGGCGGUUGUCACGUUCCAGAAUGCUGCGCAGCAGCCAAGGGUAAUUGGACCAGCUGCGCAAGGCGAAGAGAUUGUGUUGGAAGUGCAUGCUCAGGACCUGUAUAAUAUCCUCCAGGUGGUGGUUGUUCAGAAUCGCAACGUGGCCUACAUCCGUCGGAUAACGGAUCCGAGUGUCAUCGCCGAGGGACAACGGCCGCCGUUCCGCUUUAGGCCAAAGUGGACGGUUCGAGUUGCGGAGGGGGUGGAUCUAUCGCUGAUAGCGGUUGUUGUGGUCAUUGUUGGCCAACGAGCCGGAUUGGAUGUAGGGGACGGUUGA